CGUAAUGCUACCGAGUCCAGGCAAUACGGCGCAUCUCGUCCGGUCGCUCGCCCUACCUGCACUCGUACUCACAGCCCCGACGCAACCCGCAUCCCCAUUGGCCGCACAAUGGUCAAGCCGCUGACCUUCAAGGGCGACAAAAAGACCAAGAAGCGGAAGCGCGCCGCUGCGGAUCGCGCCGACGACGAGCCCGGCGAGUCCAGCAGGCAGCAGAAGCAGCAGAAGCAGCUUGACGAGCGUCGCGACAAUGACGACGACCAGCCCAACGACGACAGCUGGGUGUCUGCCGAUGCCGUCGGCGAUGUCGUCGGGCCUGUCAUGAUUGUCCUGCCUACGGACAAGCCGUCUGCCCUCGCCUGCGACCCCAGCGGCAAGGUGUUUGCGCUGCCGAUUGAGAACAUCGUCGACAACAACCCGACGAGCGCGGAGCCCCAUGAUGUCCGGCAGGUUUGGGUAGCGAACCGCGUUGCCGGCACGGAAAACUUUCGCUUCAAGGGGCACCACGGAAGAUAUCUCGCCUGCGACAAGAUUGGCCUGCUCUCGGCCACCUCAGAAGCCGUUUCCCCUCUGGAAUCGUUCAACAUCAUCGCCACCGCAGACACACCAGGGACGUUCCAGAUCCAGACGCUGCGCGACACUUUACUCACCAUCAAGCCGUCGACAUCGUCCAGGCCGAAUGCGCCGCCCGCCGAGGUCCGUGGCGACGCCGAUGCCAUCACAUUCAACACGACGCUGCGUAUCCGCAUGCAGGCCCGGUUUAAGCCCCGCUUGAGGACGUCCAAGGAGGAGCGCGAAAAGUCCAAGAUUAGCCGCCGCGAGCUGGAGGACGCUGCUGGGCGGAGACUGGACGAGGAUGAGGUGCGGAUGCUCAAGAGGGCCAAGAGGGAGGGCGACUAUCAUGAGCGGCUGUUGGAGAUUAAGGUGAAGAACAAGCAUGACAAAUUCGGUUGAAGUAACAAGGGGAUUGCGUGCAAGGAAAUGGCUGUCGAAUGGGAGCUGGAGGGAGAAGCAUCUGAUUAGUGGCAUUUACACCUUCUGCUGGGCCUGUAUUGCUCUCCAUAUCCGGUGGAAGGGGGCGAAUCAGCUACGGUGGACCUGAAUCAAGUGGUCUUUUCUAUCCGCCACCUCGGGGCCAUGUCAAGGGACUAAUCAGGCACUGAACAAGAGCAGCUACGGACCAAGAGCUCAAGACGCGUCUCUUCAGUAGAGUCAAUCAGCAUGAUUGUCUACUGCAUUUCAUACUGCAACAGCGACCAGGUCUUUUGUUACAAGCAACAAUCUACAAGCAUUUUGAGGUCACGGUCAAGAUGAGUAAUGGCCAUCACGAAUUUGGCUUUUGCAACUUGCUUUGAAUGUAUAUUGGUGCCGGCAAAAAAAGGGGAGGGAGGAGGAUAUUUCAGGUUUACGAAAAACACUUCCACCGAAUAGGAACCUCUACCGUAUAUAUAGAAUCAAAAUAAAAACCCUUCCCCCG
Messenger RNA from Trichoderma virens Gv29-8, 1474 nucleotides. RefSeq lists its product as uncharacterized. NCBI's taxonomy places the organism in Eukaryota, Fungi, Ascomycota, Sordariomycetes, Hypocreales, Hypocreaceae. Gene Ontology annotation, cellular component: striated muscle dense body; catalytic step 2 spliceosome; nucleolus. The transcript is spliced from 2 exons. The record is from RefSeq and is a predicted model, not a curated record. The coding region runs from base 109 to 951 and encodes 280 amino acids. Gene Ontology annotation, molecular function: actin filament binding.